AUGGCUCCUGUCAUCGACAACGUGGUCCGCCGCUCCUUCGACCCAGGCGCACCUUCAGACGCUUUUCGGUCACAGUGGAAACAUCCGGGCGAUAUUUUCACGCUCUUGCUGAUCAUCGGCGGUGAUGUUGUCGCGCGUGCUCUCGCUCAACUCGCCGGAUCUCCCAUUACCCCCGUUGCGUUCUCUUUCGGAUGGGUGGCUUAUGCGGCUGCUGCAGUUGUCUCCGCAGUAGGCGAGAACAAGCUCAUGCCUCUCCCGGACUGUGAUUGCCAAGUCAUCAAUGGCAAGUCGGGCUACGUGCGGAGCAACACCAGCUGGGUGAUCGGUCGAAUCGUGAGAGAUUUUGAGAGCUGGAUGGACAGAAGCGAUCCGAGUGGCAGAGUGAGAGCACAAGUAGACAAGAUGCUUCGGGAUCGUUGGGAGUACGAUAAAGCCCAGGCAGAGAAGGCCGAGCCUGGUGCCGGAGCAAGAGUUGAGAAACCAGUACAAGCCGGUCUUUGUGUGUCUAUCUACCAGCCAGGGCAGGCUACUAAAGGAUAUCCCGGCUACGAUCUUGUCUACUGGAUGGGGUUUGCCACCGCCAUCCUGCAACUCGGUAUCGCAGCGAUUCCUUGCGGCCUUUUUGGUGACUGGGGAAUCCUUCUGAUCACUAUUGCCGGGAUCCUACUCUCAUUCGCGACCGGAAGCCUGCCGCAAUGGCGUGCGGAGAAAUGGGCAUGCCGACAGAACUCUACCAAGUCCGUCAUCUUGACCAAAGGCAACGGAAGCCAACAUGCCAUUGUCAUCGUGGGCAACGGAAAGGGAUUGGACCUAGAAGACCUUGCCGCCGGACAGACGAAUGUAAAUUUCUCAGCCUCAUGGGAUACCAGAGCCUGGACACUCAUCUUGGCUACCCUCUGGAUUCUCUUGUUAAUCACGGCAGGGGGGCUGUCGCGGAAUACGUGGUUCUUACUUGCCAUUGGUGGGAUUGGGAUCUUGCAGAAUGUUUUCGUCGCCGGAUUUCGAAGAUUCCCGGAGGCAUAUGGGAUUCCACUCACUUUGGAAAACGUCAUUGGCUCUCCCAAGGUCAUGGAAACGCUAUAUGCGGUGGAAGAACAGUAUCCUCGGAUUGGCGCCAGCAUGAGAGCGACUUUCUUCCCGGGCGACCUAAGGCCCGACGAAGAGGAGAAAUGGCAGCGUUUCGCGGACAAAGCCAAGGCACAGAAGAAUCGUCGGGAACAGACUCGAGAAAAUCACAACGACAAUGCCCUGGCUGGUGCAUCCAGAAAGGUUGCCGAUGAUGACAAAGGCGGAAACAAAACUACCGUCACGAUCAAGGCUGGAGACAAAACCGCUGACAGCAACAGCGGUGACGAUUCCAAUCAGCGGGCGGGUGCCUGA
Molecule: messenger RNA, 1380 nt
Organism: Capronia epimyces CBS 606.96
Lineage: Eukaryota; Fungi; Ascomycota; Eurotiomycetes; Chaetothyriales; Herpotrichiellaceae
Exons: 2
Coding region: 1-1380 (459 amino acids)
Source: RefSeq, a predicted model, not a curated record